Molecule: messenger RNA, 1926 nt
Organism: Sturnus vulgaris (Common starling)
Lineage: Eukaryota; Metazoa; Chordata; Aves; Passeriformes; Sturnidae
Gene: PEDS1
Product: plasmanylethanolamine desaturase 1
Biological process (GO): ether lipid biosynthetic process
Cellular component (GO): endoplasmic reticulum membrane
Molecular function (GO): plasmanylethanolamine desaturase activity
Source: RefSeq, a predicted model, not a curated record
GCGGGGCCCGGCUGGCCCGCCCCCCGCCGCAGCGCGGCCCGUUGCCGUCGCUGCCGGGCGGGUCCGCGGGCCCUGCGCGCCCAUCCCGGCCGGACAUGGCCGAGAGCGGCCCGGGGGCGGCCGCGCCGAGGGACGAGGCCGCGGAGGAGCCCGAGGGCGGCGGGCGGCGCUGGGGCGCUCAGCACGCCGGGGCCCGCGAGCUGGCCGAGCUCUACUCGCCAGGAAAGAGACUACAAGAAUGGAUCUCUGUCAUCUUAUGCUUCUCUCUGAUCUGCUUCAAUUUUUACAAUCUCCUCUUCUACUUGAGACUGGAGCACACGCCCUCGGUUCUUGUUGGGAUUUUUGCAGGAGUGAUUACAGCUGACUUCCUCUCAGGAUUGUUCCACUGGGGAGCAGAUACCUGGGGAUCUGUGGAGCUGCCCAUCGUUGGGAAGGCUUUCAUCAGACCCUUUAGGGAACACCAUAUUGACCCCACAGCAAUCACCAGACACGAUUUCAUAGAGACCAAUGGAGACAACUGCUUCAUGACACUGGUCCCCUUGGCAAACAUGGCAUACAAAUUUGUUUCUUUUUCCCAAGAGGCCCUGUGUGAGAGCUGUCCCUGGGAGUGUUACGUCUUUGCCCUCAUCAUCUUCAUCACCAUGACGAACCAGAUCCACAAGUGGUCCCACACGUACUUUGGCCUUCCUCGCUGGGUCGUGUUCCUGCAGGACUGGCACAUCAUCCUGCCCAGGAAGCACCACAGGAUCCACCACGUGUCCCCCCACGAGACCUACUUCUGCAUCACCACAGGUUGGCUGAAUUAUCCGUUAGAGAAGAUAAGAUUUUGGAGAUGUUUGGAGAACAUCAUCCAAGGACUUACUGGGGAGAAGCCGAGAGCAGAUGACAUGAAAUGGGCUCAGAAAAUCAAAUAACUUUUGCCAGCCUUCUGCAAUCCUUAACUUGUUGCCAAUGUUGUUUUUAAAAGAAAAAAAAAAUUAAAUAAAGCCAUCAGCCAAAUUCAAGACCUGCAAAGAAAUAACAGACUCUAAAGCACAAACUAAAAAGUGCUAACACAGACUGCAACGAAAAGAACUAAUUCUUAAAACAAUACUUGAAAUGAAGAUGAUUACUCUCACUGAGCACCUUUUUGUGUAGCCAUGUCUGCUUACACCCUAGAACUCGCUUCGUCGCUGUAUCGUGAGGUCCCGGGCACGCAGAGGCAGCACAGGCACUCCGGGGGCACGUGGGGCAUAGCAAACAAUGUGUUGUAUCAACAUUAUUGAACACUUCCUAAACAGCUUGUUGCCUAAGAGCCUGCAGGGAGAGCGGUGACAAGUUUGUCACUUGAUGUCGGAGUGCAAGGGCACUGCGUGAGAGCAGUGGAAGCUCUGAAAUCAUGACUGUUCAGUGCCCUCGGUGAUCGAUCAAUGUUCAGCCUGAUUGUGUCAUGUGGAACUGACUCGGAGAAUCCUGCUCCUCCAGGGGCCACCAAUCCUCAAGUGUCUUCAGUUUCCCUUAAAACAAAAUUGUUCUACUCUCCACGUGGAAUUGAGCAAACAGUUUCUGCAUAAGCCUUCAACUUCAGGAGCCUCUGAGGAGGGGGAGGGCACCCUAUAACACAUGUGUCUGUUCAUGUGGAGUGCUCACUGCUGAGUCUUCUACUAAGUGUUUCCUACCCUGAGAAUAAAUGUUUGAAAUAGUUCUAGCAUUGGGCACACUGCAAAUAGCUGUAUUCAAGAGCUCAAGGUAUCAAAUUCGUAAUGUUAGAAGGGAAAUGUCAAUGACUGGUGUUUUGUUCUUUUUAUUUUUUUUUAAGGUGCUUGCUUGUUUCUGUAAAUAAUAUAAAGCCUUAAUCUCUUCUGGUGUAAUGGAAUAAUAUUUUAAUGUGAUGUUUGAAUGUAUAUAAUAUAUUUAUAACAAAGCAGUUGGAUAAUACUAAUCAUG